Molecule: messenger RNA, 526 nt
Organism: Radiomyces spectabilis
Lineage: Eukaryota; Fungi; Mucoromycota; Mucoromycetes; Mucorales; Radiomycetaceae
Exons: 2
Coding region: 115-468 (117 amino acids)
Source: RefSeq, a predicted model, not a curated record
CUCGUAUCAUAUUUCAAAAAUGUCUAACCAACAAUCCGACGCUGGUAAGAAAACAAUACAUGUCCAACAAGUAGUCUGUAGCCUCAAAAUCUCAUUCAUUUCUCUGUAAAAGCUAUGCAAUCCCAAUUCGAAUCCAGAAACGCAAACUUGCGCCAAUCCUGGGAUGCAAUGAAGCAAACUGUGACUGAAAAGUUCAACCAAGCUUCUGAAGGUCUUGCCCAACAGCAACAGCAGCCCAGCACCACUAUGGGAAUGAUGAACACUAACCCCAUGGGAGGAAUGAACACCACCACCACCAAUAACCAGGAGAUUGGCCAUGAUCUCAACCAAAGCGCCAUGAACUCUGUUCGUCGUGAUAUCUCAUCAAUGAAGACCCACAAUGCCGAAGGCUUUGAAACCGCUGGUGCCAAGCUCGAUGAAACUUUUGGCAGCAAUGCUCUCACUGAAAAGGAUCCCCGUACCCAGUAAACAUAAUUGACAGUACCUGUGUCUUCUAUUAGCACAAUCCAAUAAAUCUACUCUGUAC